AUGUAUUCUCUUCAGUGGAAAGAUUUUACCGCGGCCGAACUGACCAACUUUUUGCGUAUUCUGGACAAAGAGGAGGCCGAGUACAAAAAUGCCAUUCUCUACCAGUACGGCUUGCUUCGUCACCAACUGGAAGGACGCCUGGCUGAACUAGAUCAACAGGCAGCCGAGGCUGCCGCGGCUGCGCCACGAUAUGUACGUGCCGGGUGUACCGGACAUCCACAUGCCUACCAAUCAGUGGUGCCGGAUCCGUUCGACAUAGACGAUGCCCAUAUCAAAUCCGAGACGAACGGACGCGGACCCACCACGGGCGGCCUCUCAUCUGCCACCACGAGUAUGUAA
Molecule: messenger RNA, 339 nt
Organism: Echinostoma caproni
Lineage: Eukaryota; Metazoa; Platyhelminthes; Trematoda; Plagiorchiida; Echinostomatidae
Source: the annotation of a GenBank genome assembly